UUUCUCCACGUCCAUUUAUAACUUCCCAAUCAAUUCAUUCAUUCAAUAAAUACCUGAAAAUCUCAUCGUCUUCCCUUAUCACUAUCAUUCUAUUCAUCCAAUGACUAAACGAUUUGUUCUUCGUCGUUGCUUCAUUCUCUUUGCUUCAUUUGCUCUGUUUGAUGUUAGGACUUCCAUAACUCACAAAUCUGAAGAUGGAACUGAAGAAUGGGGCUACGUUCAAGUCAGACCGAAAGCCCAUAUGUUUUGGUGGCUUUAUAGAAGCCCUUCCAGAGUGGACGCUGGUUCCAAGGCAUGGCCGACCAUUCUUUGGUUGCAGGGCGGACCAGGUGGCUCGGGAACUGGGUUUGGGAAUUUCUUGGAAAUCGGGCCGCUAAACUUGAACUUGAAGCCGAGAAACUCAACAUGGCUGCAAAAAGCUGACCUCUUGUUUGUGGACAAUCCAGUUGGGACCGGAUAUAGCUACGUGGAGAGUGGCGGAGAAUUUGCGAAAGGCGAUGUGGAGGCGGCGAUCGACAUGACAACUUUGCUAGCUGAGGUUUCGAAGAACAACACUGUCGGCCUACGGAACGCUCCUUUGUAUAUAUUUGCGGAGUCUUACGGUGGAAAAUUCGCCGUCACUUUGGCUUUGUCCCUCCUUCGAGCCAUCCAAGCCGGCAAUUUGACACUUAAUCUCCGAGGAGUUGCCCUAGGAAACAGUUGGAUGUCCCCAGAAGAUUACACUUAUUCUUGGGGCCCUCUUCUCAAAGAUCUCUCGCGAAUUGACGAUGUGACAUUGCAAGCAUCAAAUAGGUUAGCAUUGAAGAUCCAGCAGCAACUUAAAAACAAGUUGUACGAAAAUGCAACUGUUUCGUGGAGUGAUCUUGAGGAAUUAAUUAUCACCAAUUCUAAUAAGCUAGAUUUCUAUAACUUCAUGUUGGAUUUGGAAAUGGACUCUAUAUACAAACCAGGAAGUGGAGGAGGCUUGGAAGCUUUGAUGAAUGGCCCAAUUAAGCAAAAACUCGCUAUUAUUCCACCAAAUGUCACAUGGGGAGGUCAAUCCGACUCGGUCUUCCAAUUUUUUAUCGGAGACUUUAUGAAGCCGAGGAUCAUGGAGGUUGAUGAAUUACUGGCUAAAGGAAUUAAUGUGACUAUCUAUAACGGUCAAGUCGAUCUUAUUUGUUCAACCAGAGGAACGGAAGCUUGGAUUAAUAAGCUCAAGUGGAAAGGGCUAAAGACAUUUAUAAACAAAGAGCGAACCACUUUAUUUUGUGGAAACCAGAAGCAAACUAAGGGCUUCACUAAAUCGCAUCAGAAUUUGCAUUUCUAUUGGAUCCUUGGAGCGGGCCAUUUUGUUCCCGUGGAUCAACCGUGUGUGACACUAAACAUGGUGGAAGCAAUCACACAGUCACCAGCUUCUUGAUGCAGUUAUUAUUAUUAUUUUUUCCACAGAAAAUAAGAAAUACAUAUUUACUUUUAAA
Cucurbita moschata (crookneck pumpkin) is the source of this 1460-nucleotide messenger RNA. RefSeq names its product serine carboxypeptidase-like 51. The transcript is spliced from 15 exons. Bases 101 to 1402 code for a protein of 433 amino acids. NCBI's taxonomy places the organism in Eukaryota, Viridiplantae, Streptophyta, Magnoliopsida, Cucurbitales, Cucurbitaceae. The record is from RefSeq and is a predicted model, not a curated record. Gene Ontology annotation, biological process: proteolysis. Gene Ontology annotation, molecular function: serine-type carboxypeptidase activity.